Molecule: messenger RNA, 563 nt
Organism: Bufo gargarizans (Asiatic toad)
Lineage: Eukaryota; Metazoa; Chordata; Amphibia; Anura; Bufonidae
Gene: RPS18
Product: ribosomal protein S18
Exons: 6
Coding region: 61-519 (152 amino acids)
Biological process (GO): translation
Cellular component (GO): small ribosomal subunit; cytosol; ribosome
Molecular function (GO): structural constituent of ribosome; RNA binding
Source: RefSeq, a predicted model, not a curated record
UCUUGUAUAAAAGGAGAGGCGCGUCACUUCCUUUUUCUCUCUUUCCCUGAAGCCGCCGCCAUGUCGCUCGUAAUCCCCGAGAAGUUCCAGCACAUUCUGCGUGUCCUGAACACCAACAUUGAUGGGCGCAGGAAGAUCGCCUUCGCCAUCACCGCCAUUAAGGGUGUCGGACGUCGCUACGCUCACGUGGUCCUGCGUAAGGCUGACAUUGACCUCUCAAAGCGUGCAGGAGAACUGACUGAGGAUGAGGUUGAGCGCGUGGUGACAAUUAUGCAGAAUCCUCGUCAGUACAAGAUCCCCGACUGGUUCCUGAACAGACAGAAGGACGUCAAGGACGGGAAAUACAGCCAGGUCUUGGCCAACGGCCUUGAUAACAAACUCCGUGAGGAUCUGGAGAGGCUGAAGAAGAUCAAGGCGCACAGAGGCCUGCGUCACUUCUGGGGUCUGCGUGUGAGAGGACAGCACACAAAGACCACCGGCCGCCGUGGACGUACAGUUGGUGUGUCCAAGAAGAAGUAAUCGCCCUGCCUGUGCUGUUAAUAAAGUUCUGUAUAAAACAAAGA